AUGGGCUGCGACGCGACCGUUGAGAGCGUCGCGCCCUUGUUCGCGUACAAGUCGAAGAACUUGUGCAUCGUCGUGUCAAAAUCCCACGUGUUGUUCAUCUGGAACGAGAGGAGAAUGUCCUCGACGGAGCCCUGCACUGUCGUCGUCGCCUUGACCAUGUACUGCCUCUUGUGGUUGUGCCCUUCGAGGAGCGCAACGCCUCGCUUCUCGCGCACAAACUGGAGGGUCGACGGUCCAUCGAGCAUGAGCUUGAUAAAGUCGGACGAUCGCUUCUCCAUGAGCUCCACGAGACGCGCCUCGGUGGAGGGCCGCAGCGGCUUGGGUCGGAGCGACUGGGCCUGCUCGCCAAAGAUCUUGUCUACGCGCUGUGUACCCCCGACGUACGCCAUGUCCAUCAUGCUGGUACUGCUGUGUACAGUGGAAGAAGCCGAA
Molecule: messenger RNA, 432 nt
Organism: Saprolegnia parasitica CBS 223.65
Lineage: Eukaryota; Oomycota; Saprolegniomycetes; Saprolegniales; Saprolegniaceae
Exons: 1
Source: RefSeq, a predicted model, not a curated record